Lolium perenne is the source of this 303-nucleotide messenger RNA. Lineage: Eukaryota; Viridiplantae; Streptophyta; Magnoliopsida; Poales; Poaceae. The record is from RefSeq and is a predicted model, not a curated record.
AUGGCGCCGCUGUACUUCGCCCUGGGCCUGGGCUACUGCUCGGUGCGGUGGUGGAAGCUCUACACGCGAGACCAGUGGCACAUCGAGACUCCAAGCAUCAUUGAGGGCUCGGUGUUGAUCAUAUCAAGGACGGGGCUUGGACUCCGCAUGUUCAGCAUGGGCCAGUUCAUGGCGCUGCAGGAGAGGAUCAUCGCCUGCGGGCCUAACCUGACCAUGUUGAGCAUGGUACUGAGGGUAACACUUGGGACAUUGCUGUCCCUGCCCGUGUUAAUUCUAUAUAAUAUUACUCUGGGCUUCGUUUGA